UGAGUGUCCCUUUAAAUAUAAUAUGUCUUUAUAUAUUAUUAUUUUUUCAGGAUAUUAUUAAUUUUAUUUAAAGUAUUUUAUUAUUUCAUAGACAUGUCUGCAAAUGAAGCUAUACAGAGAAGAAGAACUCUAAUGGAAAUGAGCACAGAAGAGGUUCAAGAUAUGAUGCAAACUUUGAUAUCUCAACGAAAUGCCGACAAUGCAAACAUUGAUGUUUCUAAUAGUCACCUGUGGGAUCCUGUAGUUGAUGAUCUAUCCAACCAGGACAAUAGUGAGAGCAAUGCGGACACUCAAGAAUCCAAUAGCUCUGAGGAUUUACAAAGAUUGGAGAGUUUGACAUGGUGUUUUUGUGGGAAUUGUAAGCUAAUGCCUACUGUAAUCGAAAGCUUUUGCUGCAGGGAAAAUGAGGAAAUCAUGUCCCACAUCCCAGAAGGCAAAGCUUGCAUUUGCGAUGCCCAGAAACAUAUCAAUGAACUUGAUCAAGGUUUUCUUAACAGGAUCACAGAAAUCACUCGGAGUUUUCUUCCUAUGCGAUCACAGGCCAAAGAAGCCAUGACUCAAAGGGCAUAUCGAAAACUUUCGUAUAGAUGUUUUUCAACCUGGAUAAAUGGUGAACUUGGGCCAAAGAACCGUAAACCUAUUCCUUCGUGCAUCGUUAACAGUAUCCGUGAACAUUACCCUGCACCAGACAAUAUUUAUGUUGGUUUCCAUUAUCCAGAGGAUGAUGGCCCAGCAAGUGAAAUGAUCCUGGAUUAGUUUUUUUAUUUUUUUAAUAUUAUACAGAUUUAAAUAUUGAAGAUUAUAAUUUUUUUGGAAUUUUCGUUAAACUAUGUUAUUAGUGAAUAACAUUUAUUAUUGAAACCUGUUACAUUGUUUCAUUCUUAUAAUUGUUUUAUCGACAUUAUUAAUGAAUGUUUACUGUUCUUUCACUCUAAUUUUUUUAUUAAAAAACAAAAAAAAGAA
Messenger RNA from Bombina bombina (fire-bellied toad), 963 nucleotides. RefSeq lists its product as uncharacterized. The record is from RefSeq and is a predicted model, not a curated record. NCBI's taxonomy places the organism in Eukaryota, Metazoa, Chordata, Amphibia, Anura, Bombinatoridae. The transcript has 3 exons. Bases 94 to 756 code for a protein of 220 amino acids.